AUGGACCAUACAUUCAUAACUAUCCAUAACCUGUCUCAGGACGCUAUCAUCCUCUUUGCGUCUGCCUCUGUAGCUGACAUCCUAGGCUACUCCGCGGAAGAAAUCGAGAACAAGUCAUGCUUCGAAUUUUUCAUCCAGACGAAAUCCCAUUCGCUCGCUCAGUCCACAGCCGUGGGGUUCUUCUCGACAAGGCUGCCGUUCUACAUUAUUGUCGAAUACGAGCGCGUGAUGGGAGGACGUGCGAUUGAGGCCCCUCAAAUACGCCGUCUCUUCUCCUGUUCUCCGCGAGACCCUCGAUACCAUAUGCUGGAACACCUUUCACCUAAAUUCAAGAUGCCCCCAAUGGAAAGGGAGCCGAGAGCGGCUUUGAUCCUGAAUCGAUUUACGAGAACCCACACAAUCAUGUUUGCAACCAAUGCCGUGUCAACAAUCCUCGGUGUGGAACCUGAGCACAUGAAGGAUAAGAGUUUUUAUGAAUGCAUUCAGGAGAACUGCUUAGCAGAUGCUGUUCGGUGUCUAGAGAGUGCAAAGGCCAACGAUUCUAUAGCCUACCUUCGCUUUUGGUAUCGAGAUCCUCGAAGAGCGGAGGAUUUUAUGAUUGAUCAAGUCGAUGACGUGCUAAAUAGCGACGAUGUUGUCGGCAGCAGUCGGGCGACGCUAUUAGGUUACCGAAGCCUCGACUUUGCGCAGCGGCCCUGGGUGGACCCAGAUGAUGCCGACUUGGAUGAUCUGGAUGAUCCUCUCUCCCGUCAGCCUAUCGCAGGAUCAAUUUCGCACCAGUCUAUUGACCAACAUUAUCUCACAUCACGUAUCGUCGGUGAGGAUCGUCGCGCACCACAAAACACCAUUGACGAAUCCGUCUGGGCCACCCUCCACCGUGAUUUAAUUGCUGUAUGGCAAAAGAUGCGUGAGGUUCUUUAUCCGCGGCAUUUGCUCAUGGGAACUAUGUUCGAAAACGGUGAAGUGUUUCGAGGCGCGUAUCAAAACUUACGGACUGGUGGAAUUUCUGGGGCUCGGAGUGAACUAGCAGGGUUUGCUGGCCGAGUCAUGGACACCGAGGCGCUUCUACAGCAGGGAAAUAUGCCUUCGGGUCUCAAAGAUUGGGAUCUUUGGGGUCCUCUUAUAUUUUGUCUGCUCCUAAGCGUGCUUCUCAGUUUCAACGCCCGAUCUGAUCAGCGAGAUCUUGUGUUCAGCGGGGUCUUCGCUCUUGUGUGGAUCGGAGAGGCUGUGGUAACCCUACAGAUCAGGCUUCUGGGUGGGAAUAUUUCGUUUGCGCAAAGUGUAUACCUCUACGUCGCUCUCAGGUGCCCCGAAUGGUCUUGUUCACCAAUUGCGAAGGAUGAGCGAAACGAGGCACCCUUUGUGCCGGGAUUCGUGGAGGCGAGGGUCAUGAAAGGUGAAGAAUUACUGGACUGGGAGAAGUUCAAGCUCGGCUUCGCGGUACCGACACUGGAAAAUGACACCUUUGAGGAAGCGCCACCAAACGAAGAGCCUUGUAGAGAAGCACCUAGGGCCCCAAAGGGUGAUGCAACCGAAGUCAGCUUUGAGAAGCCGGAGCUUGCGAAGGCGGAUGGCCUUCACUUGAGUCCCAGCUUCAAUAGCAUCAAAACCGCCGUCGAAAGCCACAUUGGCCGGACACUCGCCAUCAAGGAGGUAGCCGCAGUUGUGGCACCUGCCGGUAUCAGCAACAUUACCAUUAAACCGGAAAAUAUCUUGCCAAACGAGCAGCAGUGGAGGAGCCUUUUCCAACACCUGAAGUAUGUUGUGGACGGGGUAUGCAAGCGCAUCUACGAGAGUGCUCGCGUACCGUGGGGUUACACUGCUCAUGAUCGUCGCAAAAUCGAACGCGAUAUGUUCGAGGGGUCUCUCCUUGGCAUCAUAGCUACGACGGCCCUAGAAUUAGGCAUCGACAUCGGAAGCCUGGACUGUGUCCUAAUAUGGGGUUCCCCUACACUGUUUCACACCUGCGGCAACAAAGCGGCAGAGCCGGACGGCGAAAUGGAGAUGCGAUCUCGAUAUUAUUGGGAUAUCAAGUCUCUUAGUCUACACAAAUACCUGUCUGAAGUCAUCUCCGCCUGCUACGAUGGUCUUUGCAAGCUAAAGUCUCCUCUCGAAGUUGAAGCCGGUGUUGAGAUUGUGAGUGCGUUUCAUCAGAGAUUUGGCCCAGACGAGUUCACCAGACAAAUCGGUUGGCUAUUAGGAAAAGGGCUUGCCACGCCUGAUAGGAACGCACUUAAAUCCCUUACGCAGGAUAUGCGUGAAAAGGAAGAAAAGGAUCGCGUGGCUCGCCAACGCGUUCUUCUCCGCGUUGUCACGGAGCUGUGGCUGGUUGGUGUUUUGAAGACCGUGGACGACACCUCUCGGCCUGAUGAGGGAACUAAGACGGUAGGCAUCAAACCUACCGAAUCGAAACAAAGAGGCACAAUCAAUAAACUGGGGGAAACUGAGCCUUUCCCGCUUGAGGUCUUGAAGGACCUUCUUGGCCAUGACCGGGAACAUGCUAAUUUACCCCUGCUUGUGAGCUUCGUCAAAACCUUCAGCUGGGACAUCCUAGGAGUUCAGCCACUUAGUAUCGAAGGGCGUAGAGUGAUGGAAGACGAUGGGAAUUCCAGGGACGGUUCUGCGACGUCGGAAGUCCCCAAUGCACAAAAUGUUGAGCCUGGGACCCUCGAUGAGCCUUUCGCUUCUGCUGAGAUCCGUGAUGCCUUCAAGUCUGUCCUGGUCCGUUACUUCGAGGAUGUCAAGCGGCAUAUGACUCAUAAUCAUCAGUUGCUCCAGGACCAAGCAAAGAAAAAUGCAGAGGCUUACGUUAAAUCAGGGGAAGUAUUUGAGGAUCGUCAAGCCGCCUACGAGAAACACGUGAAGGCGCAAGAGCGCUUAAUCUCUAAUUCUCAGAUCAUUGCAGAUGCCGUCGGCUGCGACAUGCCGGACCUCAAAGAUAGGGAGGAGAGCAGUCAGACGGUUACAGGUAGCAUUGGGUUGGUCAAGGCUGGCGAAUACCUUCGUUCUCUUGGCGACGGUGCUGGAAUAUGGUAUGACGAAGACGAGCGCCGCUUCUAUGAAAACCUUGUCGAUCUCAAGGGGAAAGUUCCGGCCAUCCUACUCGAAGACGGCAGAAAGCGACGCGCCGAGAUUGAGGAUCUGCCAGGCAAGAAGUCUGAACAACCUGAGAGCGUCGCGGCGGGGAAGAUCGGCGAAAGCUUGGAUGAUCUAUCCAUCUCCAUAGGAAAUAGAACGAUCGGUGCUCAAGUCGAUGUGCUAUUGACUCGCCUUCCAGAUCUAAUCAGCAAAGAUUCUGUCGACCAAUCAGCCAUAGACUUCUGCUUCUUAAACUCGAAGGCCUCUCGGAACCGUCUUGUCAAAGCUUUGACAGAAGUACCAAAGGGCCGAAACGAUCUCCUUCCGUGCUGGUCAAGGCUGAUCGCUACACUUGGCCAAUAUAUGCCGGACAUUCCGAAGGGCGUCGUGGAUUACUUAGAUGCCGAGUUUCGAAGUCUUCAACGACGCAAGGAGAAGGACUUCCUAGGCCAAGUUCGACUAAACAACAUCAGGUACUUGGCAGAACUCACAAAAUUUAGUAUCGUGCCUGAGCACGUAAUCUUUCACUGCCUAAAACGAAAGAAAUCAGUUCAGCAUCUUGGCCAGCCUGAACGUAUGCUCAUUGAAAACGCAAUGUACCAUGUCAACCCGCCCGUCCGACCAGCCAUUGAACAAAAGGAGAGGACUCCCAUGGAACUUUUCAUCCGAAAAUUGAUUUAUGUUGAAAUGAAUCGAAGGAACUACACGAAGAUCCUCAAACAAAUCAGACGACUCCAUUGGGAAGAACCCGAGGUUGUCCGAAUGCUUGACAAGGUCGCUCUUUAUCGCUACCACCCCUCGUUUGUUGUUGGCGUUGUCAAUCGGGUGCUAGAGUCUAUCUCGUUUGGACUUGAGCAGAACGACUUCAAAUUCUACCAGAGGCGGAUCGCCGAUGUUCGUUUCUUAGGUGAACUUUACAACUAUCGUAUGCUAGAACAUCCAGUUAUCUUCGACACUAUGUACAGGAUUUUGACCUUCGGCUACGCUUCCAAUAUAGAAGAGGCGAUGGUUGCUCUUCAGUCUGCCCUAGCUGAGCAGCAAACGACGCUAGCUAAUGACCGAGCUACCGAGAUAGAAGAGAGGAGUUCAACCGAUGACUCUGAUGAUGAUAAUGUUGACGCAGAAUUGCCGGACGUCGACGGUGACUUGUACCCUUCAUUCAGCGAAGGCGAAGAUCUCGAGAACCCCCAGGAAGCAUUUAACUCAUCCACGGAAUCCGACUUCGAAGAGGAAGCAAUUGUUGUCACUCGCCAGGAGGAGGAGGUAGAUCCGGAAGAUGCCGCUGAGUUUGAACGCGAGUUCGGCCGGGUGAUGACUGAAAGCCUAGAAUCCCGAAAGUUCGAACGCAAACCCCAGUUUGAUGUACCAACCCGUACAGUCGAACUUCCCUCUGAUUCUGGUUUUGCGGUUGCUAUGAGGAACCAGCAACAAGCAGAAAGAGAAGAACAACAGCGGAUCAAGAAUCUUGUUUUGAAUUAUGAGAUUAGGGAAAAUGAAGAUCAGGAUUAUUAUCUUGUCCUCACGUUUACUUCAGCUCGAGGCUCCAAAAUGAGUGUCGUAGGUAUUGACUUCGGUACCUUGAAGACCGUUAUCGCGGUGGCUAGGAAUCGCGGUGUUGAUGUGAUAGCCAACGAGGUCUCAAAUCGCGCAACCCCUUCCCUCGUUGCCUUCGGUCCCAAGUCCCGUUUCCUCGGAGAGGCGGCUAAAACUCAAGAAAUCACCAACCUGAAGAAUACAGUUGGUUGUCUGAAGCGUCUUGCUGGUCGGUCUGCGAAGGACCCUGAUGUUGAGGUUGAGCAGCAAUUUAUCACGCCUGCUAUCAUCGAUGUCAACGGGCAAGCCGGUGUUGAGGUGACAUAUUGCGGUGAGAAGGAAAAGUUCAGCGCUACUCAACUCAUUGCCAUGUUCCUUGGCAAGAUCAAGCAGACCGCAGCGGCAGAAUUGAAGCUUCCAGUUUCAGAUGUCGUAAUGAGUGUACCAGCCUGGUUCACUGAUAUCCAGCGACGAAGCCUAAUUGACGCGGCCGAGAUUUCUGGCCUGAAGUUGCUUCGGCUGAUCAACGACACAACGGCCGCAGCCCUAGGCUACGGUAUUACAAAACUUGACCUUCCAACAGCAGAGGAAAGGCCCAGGCGUGUUGCUUUUGUGGAUGUUGGAGACAGCACAUACACUUGUUCUAUUGUUGAAUUUCGAAAAGGUGAAUUAUCUGUGAAAUCAACAGCCUAUGACCGUCAUUUUGGUGGACGAGACUUCGACAAGGCCCUGGUCGAUCACCUCGCCAAAGAGUUUAAUGGCAAGUACAAGCUGGAUAUUUUCAGCAAUCCUCGUGCUACCGCUAGAGUCCUUGCGGCUGCAGAGAAAACGAAGAAGAUACUCUCUGCGAACCAAUCUGCGCCCGUUAACAUCGAGUCAUUGAUGAAUGAUAUCGACGUAUCUGCGGUAAUUAGUCGGCAGGAGUUUGAAGCAAUGGUGGUGUACCUUCUUGACAGGGUCCAAGCUCCUCUCGAACAGGCCCUCGCCGACGCUAAACUUAAGAAGGAGGAUAUCGAUUAUAUCGAGAUGCUGGGUGGGGGUAGUCGGGUCCCGGCCUUGAAGGAGAAGAUUCAGGAAUUCUUUGGAAAGCCUCUCUCCUUCACCUUGAACCAGGAUGAAGCCGUUGCCCGCGGCUGCGCGUUCAAUUGCGCUAUUCUUUCUCCUGUGUUUCGCGUUCGCGACUUUGCCGUCCAGGAUAUCGUCAAUUAUCCUAUCGAAUUUGCAUGGGAGAAGGCCCCAGAUAUCCCGGACGAAGACACAAGCCUCACAGUCUUCGGAAAGGGCAAUGUGUUGCCCUCCACGAAGAUUUUAACCUUCUAUAGGAAGCAGCCCUUUGACCUAGAGGCGCGCUAUGCGAAACCAGACGAACUUCCAGGCAAAACAGCGCCAUGGAUUGGCCGGUUUUCCGUCAAGGGCGUGAAAGCCGAUGAGAAAGACGACUUCAUGAUUUGCAAGCUUAAGGCGCGAGUUAACAUCCACGGUGUCCUCAACGUGGAAAGUGGUUACUACGUGGAAGACCAGGAGGUGGAGGAAGAAAUUAAGGAUGAGGAAAAGAAAGAUGAUGCUGACAAAAGGACCCGGACGACUCGGAAAGUAAAGAAGCAGGUUCGCAAGGGCGAUUUGCCCAUUGUUAGUGGCACAAACUCAUUAGACUCGAGUCUCAAAUCUGCAUUCGAGGAAAAGGAGGCACAGAUGUUGGCAGAAGACAAAUUGGUUGCUGUAACUGAAGAAAAGAAAAACGAGCUCGAGGCAUACAUCUACGAGCUACGCAACAAGCUGGACGACCAGUAUGCUGAUUUCGCGAGCGACGAUGAGAAGUCAAAGAUACGUGCUAAGCUUGACACAACAGAGGAUUGGCUCUAUGACGAGGGCGAUGAUACGACCAAGGGUGUGUAUAUCGCCAAAAUUGACGAACUACGAGCCCUAGCCGGACCCAUAGUUCAGCGUCAUUUUGAAAAGGUCGAGGCGGAGAGAGUUGCUGAACAGGAACGGAUUGAGGCCAAACGUUUGGUUGAAGAAGAGGCACGGAAAGCUGCGGAAGCUGAGCGAGCGGCCAACCUCAAAGAUGAGGAAAUGACAGAUGCAGAAGCUCCCAGGCCCGAUGCCGACGAAGAGCCUAGCUCAAAGUAG
Parascedosporium putredinis is the source of this 6741-nucleotide messenger RNA. The record is from the annotation of a GenBank genome assembly. NCBI's taxonomy places the organism in Eukaryota, Fungi, Ascomycota, Sordariomycetes, Microascales, Microascaceae.